UAUCAUCAAAAUUGGGAGUUUUGCGAAGAAGGUCCAACUAGGCCGUGCAGAGCAAACGGACGAUCCUAAGAACAACCUCUUCUCUCUCUCUCUCUCUCUCUCUCUCUCUCUCUCUCACAACUGUCCUUUAUCUACAGAAGAAGAAUCAUCACUAAAAUCAAUAAUAUAUAUUAAAAAAUUAGUCUAAAAGGGAAAGCAAAAGUUGCUCUCUGUUUUGCCCAUCUCUUUUCUCUCAUCAAGAUUGCGUUGUGGAGUCUGUUUCUAUCUUUUUCCUUUUUUGUUUCCAUUCUAACAUAGACGAUCCUCAAGUGGGUUUGCUCUGCUCUUUUAUUUUCAUCAAUGGAAACCAUUUAGAUAAGGCAGAAAUUUUGCAGGGAAAUCUGAAGAAGGCGAUCUUUUGAUACGAAAGUUGUGUGUUUGAUCAUGGCUGUUGCUGAGAAUGCUGGGGCUAAAAACGGCACUUCCGGUCAAAAUUUUGACACCACUGUAGUAUCAUCGGACUCAAAAGGACCAAACGAUCUCGAAAGAUCAAAACCCAGAAAUGAAUCCAUGGUCAACCCUAAGGAAUCAAAUUUUCAGGCCCAAGAUUUUGAUCAGAGUGUUAAUGGCGAGUGUGAGCAUCAAGAGAGCGCAGCUGCAGCAGCCACUCUGAGCAAUGGCAAGACUAAUGGGACCCAGAUUCAGAAUGGUUUCGACAUCAGUCAGCAGCAGAUGGUGGCAAAGUCUGUUGGGUAUGAGACAAAUCAGAUUCAAAGGGCUAAAUCUAAUGGGUUGAACGAUAUGAGCGAUUUGGUGGAGAUUUUGUCCAAAUUGAAUCCCUUGGCUGAAGAGUUUGUCCCUCCUUCGCUUGGUAUCAAUCAUGGCUAUAUGGGAAAUGGGUUUGGGUACACUAACAAUUUUGCAGUGCAAGCUACUCCUGGGAAUGCCAAUGGACCUGCUACUAAAAGGAAGAAGAACAACUAUAAUCAAGGACGCAGAAGGAUGAACAGUAGGACAGGUAUGGCUCAGCGCGAUGAGGUAAUCAGGAGGACUGUUUAUGUUUCUGACAUUGACCAACAGGUUACUGAAGAGCAGCUUGCAGGUCUCUUUAUUCAUUGUGGGCAGGUGGUUGAUUGUCGAAUAUGUGGUGAUCCUAAUUCUGUUCUUCGAUUUGCCUUCAUUGAGUUCACAGACGAAGAAGGGGCUAGGACUGCUUUAAAUUUGUCUGGAACGGUGCUUGGAUAUUACCCACUAAGGGUACUGCCUUCCAAAACUGCAAUUGCACCUGUUAACCCCACAUUUUUGCCAAGGUCUGAAGAUGAGCGUGAGAUGUGUGCAAGAACUGUUUACUGUACAAAUAUUGACAAGAAGGUUACUCAGGCAGAUGUCAAACUCUUCUUUGAAUCACUUUGUGGAGAGGUUCAUCGCUUGAGGCUUCUUGGGGAUUAUCAUCAUUCAACACGCAUUGCUUUUGUUGAGUUCGCAGUGGCCGAAAGCGCAAUUUUGGCACUUAACUGUAGUGGUGCGGUCCUGGGAUCUCUGCCAAUAAGGGUGAGCCCAUCAAAGACACCUGUUCGGCCUCGCAUCCCUCGUUCUCCAUUGCACUGAAUCAUGCUUAACGCUUCCUUGACUAAUCAACUGCUGAUAGAUAUUUUAUAUAUACAUAUAUAGACAGUGAAAUAUUUUGAAGGUGCUUGUUGUCGAUCAUUUUGUCCUUGCAUCUUGGCCCGGUAUCUUUGUUUCCUAUAGGGGGUUGUUUAUGGUUCUGUUGUUAGCACAUAGAGUUGAAUGGGAUUGCGAGGAUAUGAAUGGCUUUAUUUAUGUUGCACAAUUGACAGUUGAAAAAUGACUCAUUUUACCAAA
Hevea brasiliensis (rubber tree) is the source of this 1842-nucleotide messenger RNA. Its product is annotated as polyadenylate-binding protein-interacting protein 12. The transcript is spliced from 11 exons. NCBI's taxonomy places the organism in Eukaryota, Viridiplantae, Streptophyta, Magnoliopsida, Malpighiales, Euphorbiaceae. Bases 424 to 1587 code for a protein of 387 amino acids. The record is from RefSeq and is a predicted model, not a curated record. Gene Ontology annotation, molecular function: RNA binding.